Hypoxylon trugodes is the source of this 1591-nucleotide messenger RNA. Its product is annotated as eukaryotic translation initiation factor 3 subunit. Gene Ontology annotation, biological process: translational initiation. Gene Ontology annotation, cellular component: eukaryotic translation initiation factor 3 complex; cytoplasm. Gene Ontology annotation, molecular function: translation initiation factor activity. The transcript is spliced from 2 exons. NCBI's taxonomy places the organism in Eukaryota, Fungi, Ascomycota, Sordariomycetes, Xylariales, Hypoxylaceae. The coding region runs from base 104 to 1522 and encodes 472 amino acids. The record is from RefSeq and is a predicted model, not a curated record.
AAAAAAUUGCGGCGAGCCCCUCCACGACCUCGAAAAAAUACGUUCCACCCGACUAAUCAUCGCCAUAUCGUGCCCCUAUCUUUAACCACCACAUUCUCUCAAGAUGAGCGGGUUAAGAAAUGGAUCGGCGCCCGUGCGCUCUAUGGAGGACGACAGCGAUGUUGAAGAGGAGGCCCUCGUGGCGGAUUACCGCGAACAGGUCCAAUAUGAAGAUGGUAUGGAGGAGUUGGAACAGGUCAACUCCUUGACCAUGGCUCAACAAGCAGAUGAUAUCCAGUCUAGACUUGUCGCCGCUGCUCAACCUCUAGAUUUCUCUGCUCCUCUCGAGGUCAAGUUCCAGAGCUACGAUUCAUACUGCAAUUUAUUCCACUUCAUCCUCAACUCCGAUGGUCCUGUCGAUUUAGAACCUCCCUCGCACUACUGGGCUUGGGAUGUCAUCGACGAAUUUAUCUACCAAUUUAACUCCUUUUCCUCCUACCGACUAAGAAUCGCAAGGCAAGCAAGAGACAACGAAGAGGAAAGACAGAUCCUGCGCGAGAACCCGAACACCUGGGGCUGCUACAGUGUCCUCAAUGUUCUAUACUCCCUUAUCCAACGAUCUCAGAUCACCGAGCAACUCGCCGCCAUGAAGCGUAACGAGGACCCCGCUGCCGUUGCUGGAGAGUACGGUUCCAAGACCCUAUACCGAAUGCUCGGUUACUUCUCUAUUAUCGGAUUGCUGCGCGUUCAUUGCUUGCUUGGUGACUUCAGUCUCGCGCUUAAGACGCUCGACGACAUCGAACUCAACAAGAAAGCUAUGUUCGCCCGUGUUAUGGCCGCCCACUUCACAACCUACUACUACGUCGGUUUCUCCUACAUGAUGAUGCACCGAUAUGCCGAUGCCAUCCGCAUGUUCAGCCACAUCUUGGUUUACGUAUCGCGUACCAAGAACUUCCAAAAGAAUGCCCAAUACGAUUCCAUCACCAAGAAGAACGAUCAGAUGUAUGCUCUGAUUGCCAUCUGCGUGGCUUUCCAGCCCACUCGUCUCGACGACACCAUCCACACUGCCCUGAGGGAGAAGUAUGGCGACCAGCUACUUAAGCUGCAACGAGGUGGUCCGGAGUCGCUCCCCAUCUUCGAGGAGUUGUUCAAGGCUGCUUGCCCCAAGUUCAUCUCCCCAGUUCCCCCUGACUUUGAAAACCCUGAAGCCAACGUGGACCCAAUCGACCACCACCUCUCCGUUUUUAUGGAUGAAGUCAAGACCAACAUGUGGAACCCCACCGUCAAGUCCUACCUCCGCCUCUACACAACUAUGGAUCUUAAGAAGCUCGCUGGUUUCCUAGAGGUGCAACCCGAGGAAUUACGGUCUUGGCUCUUGGUCAACAAGCAGCGAACCAAGCAGCUGCGAUGGACCGAUCACGCUCUACUAGAAGGCGAAUGGGUCAACGUCAGUGACCUAGAUUAUGCCAUGCAAGGAGUAUGUGUACCCCGAGAAUACCCCUUUCGUCUGCCAGUUACCUAUAAGCCAAGCUUUUAUGUGUAACUGACAAGCUUUUUAUCGUAUGACUAUACUAACGGAAAUUUUGUAGGACCUCAUUCACAUCUCAGAAGC